GUAUUUUCACGGUCAUUGUUAAGUGUACUCGUGUAUUUGAGAAAGUAGCACAUUCCGCAUAAGAAUAAGUGUGUGUGAAAAGAAAUACAAUAGUCAUCUACGCGCAACAAAAUUAAUAAAAAGUAAAAGCCAAACUAAUAUUAUUCCGUGUAGCAUAGUUAUAAAUUAAAUACCUUCAAAUUUCAAUUAAAUUCAUUAUAAUAUAUCUUGAAAAAAUGUUUUGCUCAAAUAACUGUGUACUAUAUCUCAUCAUUACGUGCAGCAUUCACCUUCGAUAUGCAAGUGCAGAGACUGAAAAUAUACUGAAGCCGCAAUCGGACAAUAAGCAAAUUUCUAGAGAUGAAAUUCUAAUCAUUGACGAAACUUUUUUCAAUAAAGGAAGUAUAAUCUAUGCCCGUUGCGGUAAAAAUUCAUCGGACAUUAUCCAGUGUAACAUCGUGGAACAGAAUUAUGUUAAUGAAAAUGGAAAUGUUGUAAAUGGGUUGCUCAGACCAGCUCGGCAUUGCUCAUAUCUCAUAAAUGAUGAUCAUGACUUAUCGAAAUUAAACAUUCGUGUUACUGCCAUUUACGACACAGUUGUUCUUUCUUGGGGUAACGACACCGUUAUGGGUGUCAUGAACAUGAAGACUUGUGCAAUGAAUCAACUAUAUGAAAAUAAAAAAAGCUAUUUCCCAAAUAAGAUUGUUCCACGCGUUGAUGGUUCGUUCGAUGUUUUCUUCAAGAGUCCAGCAAAUUGCGGAAAAAAACUUUGCGUGAUACAUUUUGCAGACGAUGGUACGAUAAAAAACCAACCGGUUGCUUCUAAUCUAACCGGCGGAUUAAUUUAUUAUAUAUCGUUAAUCGCUACACAAUCAUCUUCGGAAGCAUACGUGUAUCUAAAAAAGAAUGAAAUGGAUUUUGCUCUUUUACUUGUGAAAGACGAUGGGACAGAAAAGCAAUUAAUAAAAUACGAUAGUACCGCAUGUUCCGCUGUUUCGGCAAGUAAAAACACUGUGACUGCAUGUAUUAAAUCUAAUACAGAUAGUGACGUAACUUGUACACAGUACGAUGGAGACGGCAACAUCAAGUUCACUACAACCGUUGCGAAUGGGAAUGAAAAGAUUCAACCUAAAGUUGUAUACAACUUACCAAAUGGAGGUAUGCUUGUAAUGCUUGCCGUUUUAAAGAAGUCGGAUAAAAAAUCGAGCCACAAUAUCGAGAAUAAAUACUAUUUGGUGAAAAUUGCCGCUGAUGGGAAAAUCAUGGGUACUACGCAUAUUGAGGAAAUUAAUGAUGUUGUUAGUGAAUUUAAGUAUGCACACAUUUGUAGAAAUGGCGAUACUGGAUACUGUGCCAUAAUUAUUGGUCAACGAACAAUCAACGAUGUGUUGAAACCAAAUGAUAGCGCAAUUCUUAUUAAAUGCUUUAAUGGCUUUGAUUUUUUUAUUUAAAAAAUUUGAUGGUAUUUCAGUUAACACAGUAUGAUUAUAAAAUUUAAUCAUGUUCAAUAAAAAACAUGACAGUGAUCAGCAUAUCUUAUAAUAUAAUGAAAAUUAUAGUUUGUAUUGUUAUUAAUUUAUCUAAUUGAAGUGCAAUUAUAAUUAUUUAUCAUAAACAUAUCCUGAAAGCAAUUAUUUAUUUAACGAUCUACUGUCAUUUAUAGAAAUAUACAUUAGUUUCAAAAAUUAGGGUGAUUUUUAAACACUUGAAUAUGAGGAAUAAUACAAUAACCCUCAUGCACGAGAAAAAUAAAAAAGCAGGAAAAAUGUGGAAUCAAGAGAAUAAUUGUCAAGGAUGUAUCUUCAGGUUUAUGGCUCCAAAGAAAGACGCCAUGGAAAUUAACUUUCGGUACCAAUUAUUUAUUUGAGUAUAAUGCUUCGGGUUAAUGUUUGGUGAUGGAAGAUUUAUUUUCAUAUUAUUAAGGAUAUUCUGUACUUGAAAAAGAUUGUCAUUCAUAAAUUGUACGGAUUUUUAAGUAAUAAUUCACGUUUAUUUUGACCUAAUAAAACAUGUAAUACGUGCAAAAUUAAUCCCGUAGCAAAUUCUAAACCACCCGGACUACUUAUCGAAAGCUUUAUCAAAUAACGUCAUAUUAUUUGACGAAACUAUUAGUGAUAGAAUUUCAAUCGUCAUGAAGUGGAAACUAAUUAGUCUAGAAGGAGAUAGCGAUAAAGUCGACGUCAUGUAAAGGCUAAGCAAAACUAUUUAUCUGAGUCAGUCAAAGUUGACCAAGCAAAAAAUCGUACAGACUUUUAUUUCUUGGAGCAGAUGUGUGUGUACAAAUCGCAAUAUUAUACAACUGCAGACGUCAUUUUAUCUUAAUGAAUUUUUCUAUUUUUUUCCAAUAAGUUGAUAUUUUAUAAGCUCACAUAUAAGUUACAAAGUGAGUGAGUAGGUACAAAUGAUCAUUUUACAUUUUAUAUAAGCACAUUCAUAUUUUUAAUACUACUACUCAACCACAUUCUUCGUUGUUAUAAAGUGAGGUUUUCAUAACAACAAAUCAUACUCGAAUAUUUCAAUGGUAAGUCCAACAAUGUUGGGAAAUCAUAAUUAUCGCAGAUAAUUCAUCGUUGAUAGCGAAACAUCAAGUGUGAUUUUCUUUACCAAGGAGUAUUAAAGCAACUUGUUUUUUCGAUGUUUCUAUAUCAAGUGAAAUUGUAGCAUCCACGAUAUCAGUCGCAGGCCAACUCUUGUUGAGAGAAAUACUAAAAAUGUACUGUUUGAAAAACCUAGUUGUGAUCCUUGUGGUCGUAUGCUUUAGUCAGUAUAGUGAUGCAGCCGUGGAAGUAGUAACAAAGUCUCAAACCUUCGACGAUGGUAUCUUUUUCAACAAUGCAGAGUCAUUUUACAAUGGGAUUUUGGUAUACGCAAUAUGUGAUUCCAAUACUAGGAAUCUAACAAACUGCAAAGUUGUACAAGAGAAUUAUCCCUACAAAGAAGCCGCUUAUUCUUGCCUCGUUACUUUAGAAAAUAAUCAUCUGAAAGGCGACGGUGACCUUUUUGUUACCGUUACUGCUCUUGGUGACGGUAAAGCAGUUCUUUACUGGCGAUAUAGAAAAUUAGAAGAUUACUCGAUUAUCGUCAAUAUAGGCACCGUCGAUUUAAAAACCUGCAAGAUGAAUCGCAUCAUAGUACCUGAUGCCACUUCGCUCACGUACAUGUACCUCAGCCAUAACAAUAAAUUCGUGCCGUAUAGUGACGAUUCAUUUGAUAUAUUUUACCCUAAUCCGAAACGUCAUCCAGAAGAAGGAGAGUUGUACAAAAUACACAUCGAUGAAAAUGGCCGGAUGAUCAAUAAACCUGAGAGUGCUAAUGUAGAAGGUGGAAAUUAUUUUGAUGCGAUGACAAUUGCCACUCGCUCGCCUGCCAAAGGAUACGUAUUCGUGAAGAGAAAUCAAUACAGAAGUCGAAAGGAAUUCUCACAACCUAUAAUAUUACAUUUACUGCUUGUGAAACCCGAUGGAACAAUGAAGCAUUUAGCAGAGUAUAAACGUAAUUCGCGUGGUACUGUUGCGGCAGGAAACAAUUUCAUCAGUUUAUGUUACAAAUCAGAAGAUAAAGGCCAUAUCGUGUGUACGCAAUACGAUGAAUACGGACGUGUAAUAUUCACGACGACCUUGGCUGCUAGAGGCGUUGAUAUCGACAUUAUAAAAUCCUAUAAUCUACUCAACGACGGAAUGUUGGUAAUGUACGGUCCGAAAAGCAAUCAACCGAAGGGCAGCCGUAACAGGAUUGGAUACGAAGUUGUUUGGAUUGAUUUCGACGGAAAAGAAAAGGGUAGAAUGCACACUCAAAAGUCCGAGAUACCCAAGGGCAUGGUUGCAACGCCGUAUAUUUAUGAAAACGGAAACAAAGGGUAUUGCGCUACUGUUAUCAUCAAUAACGAAUAUUCUUCUGGUGAGGUACCGAUGAAUUUAAAUGUUGUUGCCAACUGUUUUACUUUCAAUGAUUUGCUAGUUUAAGGAUAGACUAUAAAAAAUAUUAAUUCUAAAUACUUCAAAUGUAUAGUGAAGUAAAGUGUACGAAAUAAUUUAUUUCUGAUUCCGUUAGAUUGUUUGUAACUGAAUUAAUUAAUAAAAUAAAAUUGCCGGAACACGAAAAUUUUGAAGAAUUUUUGAAAAUUUAUAUUUUUCUACAAAGAUUUAGUACUUUUUUUUUUGCCUACCUUGUAUAAUUUAUUAAUAGAUCUAGUUUCAGAUUUUAACUGUUAGAUCCAAAGAAGCUGUAUCAGUAUUACUAAGAUGUAAAUAAUGUAUUUAUUUUACUGUAC
Molecule: messenger RNA, 4249 nt
Organism: Phymastichus coffea
Lineage: Eukaryota; Metazoa; Arthropoda; Insecta; Hymenoptera; Eulophidae
Exons: 4
Coding region: 2691-3941 (416 amino acids)
Source: RefSeq, a predicted model, not a curated record